Molecule: messenger RNA, 474 nt
Organism: Coregonus sp. 'balchen'
Lineage: Eukaryota; Metazoa; Chordata; Actinopteri; Salmoniformes; Salmonidae
Source: the annotation of a GenBank genome assembly
AUGGGUAGCCCUAGUCACUCAGGAACACAGAGCGAGAGCGAGAAAGGAACACAGAGCGAGAGAGGAACACAGAGCGAGAGAGGAACACAGAGCGAGAGCGAGAAAGGAACACAGAGCGAGAGCGAGAAAGGAACACAGAGCGAGAGCGAGAAAGGAACACAGAGCGAGAGCGAGAAAGGAACACAGAGCGAGAGCGAGAAAGGAACACAGAGCGAGAGCGAGAGAGGAACACAGAGCGAGAGAGGAACACAGAGCGAGAGCGAGAAAGGAACACAGAGCGAGAGCGAGAAAGGAACACAGAGCGAGAGCGAGAAAGGAACACAGAGCGAGAGCGAGAAAGGAACACAGAGCGAGAGCGAGAAAGGAACACAGAGCGAGAGAGGAACACAGAGCGAGAGCGAGAAAGAAUGUGCUUGUUUGAGAUGGAGUCUGCUCAGAUUAUCAGAUCUUCACAACACCUGGAGAAGCAUUUAA